Messenger RNA from Aquila chrysaetos chrysaetos, 5015 nucleotides. It is a transcript of the gene PRELID3A, whose product is annotated as PRELI domain containing 3A. Gene Ontology annotation, cellular component: mitochondrial intermembrane space. NCBI's taxonomy places the organism in Eukaryota, Metazoa, Chordata, Aves, Accipitriformes, Accipitridae. Gene Ontology annotation, molecular function: phosphatidic acid transfer activity. Gene Ontology annotation, biological process: phospholipid transport. The record is from RefSeq and is a predicted model, not a curated record.
CGGGGCGAGGCGGUGACGUGGCGCGGGAGCCGGCUGGGCAGGCCCCGUGCCGGCGCGCGGAGCUCCGCCCCCCCUCCUUCCCUCCCCCCCGCCCCCCCCCGCCCUGGCGGCUGCUCGCGCUCACCGGCCGGCCGGCGCGUGGCUGUCAGCUGCCGCCGACCCGCCUUCCCGCCGGCCCUGAGGAGAGACCGAGGGCGGCCAUGAAGAUCUGGAGCUCGGAGCACGUCUUCGGACACCCCUGGGAUACAGUGAUCAAAGCUGCUAUGAGAAAGUACCCCAACCCAAUGAAUCCAUGUGUGGUCGGAGUAGAUGUCCUCGACAGAAGCCUUGAUAACCAGGGGAGGUUGCAUAGUCACCGUCUUCUCAGCACAGAGUGGGGAUUGCCAAGUAUUGUAAAAGCGAUUUUAGGAACAAGUAGAACUCUGACUUACAUUGAGGAACAUUCUGUGGUAGAUCCAGUGGAAAAAAAGAUGGAGCUUUGCUCAACUAAUAUUACUCUCACAAACUUGGUGUCCGUUGAUGAGAGACUGGUUUACACACCUCAUCCUGAAAACCCUGAAAAAACUGUGCUAACACAAGAAGCAAUUAUUACUGUUAAAGGCAUUAGCUUGAGCAGUUAUCUGGAAAGCUUAAUGGCAAACACAAUAUCUUCUAAUGCCAGAAAGGGUCGGGAUGCCCUGGAGUGGGUGAUCAGCAAACUAAACACAGAAUUGGAGGAGCUGAAGUCAACGCGAGGGAAUGAAACCAGCAAUGGCAGCAGCAUCAACAGAAAAAUAAAACCAAAAAUACCAAGUAACUGACAGAAAAGUUUUAUUCUGCAGACUGCUUUGUAGAUCUCCCUUCCAAGGCUGAUCUGCAGAGGUUUUAUAUAUUUAUAAGAAUAUUGGAUCAGCGGAAAAUAACCUCAUCCGUCACCUCCACAGCAGCUCCUGUUGCCUACUGAAGAUUACAUUGACCUCCUGCAGAUACUCUUUUCAUUUAAACAAUUUAUUUUUAACACUGGAAACAAAACAUUUAGCGCAUUUAAAACUGCCUAAAUGUGCCUUUUUUAAUGAAGAUAGAGAGUAUAUUUACACUAUCUCGUUUUUUCAUACUCAAACUUGAAAAGAAUGCAUGUAUGGUAUUAAGGGUUUUCCAUAUGAACACUUGUUCUGUGAAGGGCUGAUAGGUACUAGAGCACUGAAUUUUGUCUGUUUUGUAAUCUGAUAGUGUCUUAUGACCAUUUAAAGGGAACUACAUGAGUCAGAACAUGAUACUGUAGAAUUAGGUAUCUUAUCUAGAGAAUCAUCCCAAAAAGCUAAAACUUGCGUGGUACUAACUUUUCUUACGUUGUUUAAAUGUGCUGCGUGAACAUGACACACAGAUACUUUACCUCUUAGAGUUUGUAUCCAAACAAAGAUGAAGUUUCUAUUGAAGUUAAUAGCCUAAAACAGUGUUUUUGGUGGGGAGAAGGGUAUAAUUUAUUUUCGUAUUUAUUAACUUGCCCUAGUUCCUCCCCUCCCUAUGAGGAGAGGAGUAGUAAUUCCUGGAAGGUGCUGGAAAAUACUUAUUUAUCUCUAAGAAGGGUACUUGUGGGCUACUUGAAUGAAGAGGCUGUGCUGUUCAACUGGUCCUUGCUCUUCACAUCAUGUCUUAACUAAGGGAGAGGCUGAUGCAAUAUCCAGAAGAGUUGAAACAAGAAAUAAGCAGGGAAUUUGAAAUCCAAAUGGUAAGUUUUCAUGAACAUGUACUUUUCAUGCCCUGAAUGGAGAAAACAAGAGUACAAGAAAAACAAAUGGACUCUCCUUUUUGAGUGCUUUCUACUGACUACCAGUGUAACUGAAUUUUUUCAGCACUUUUUCACACUGGUACAAAAUCGUUUUAGGAUCAUUUUAAAUGGUUCUCAUUAUCUGGAAAAAUACUCCAGUAACUGCAGAAAUUGCUUCCUAUAAAAUGUGCAUAAAUAUAUAUUGGUAACAGUCCUAGCCUUGUCUGAUGUUUGCAAAGUUUUCAUAUUUGGUCCAGGUAUAGUCUAUGUUUCUUAGACAGUCCUCUGUUAGGGCAUUUUAACUUAUUUUUGGUGUGCACACAAAGUGAAAUCAAUGUUGCAAGGAUGUUUACUUGUUCAAGUGGCAAGCAUGUGUUUAGGAAGCUGUUAAAAAGCAUGAGUAACUUCUUUUUGAAAAAACUAGAAGAGUAAAAUCACUGUUCUGAUCUGGUAACUUUGAAGUGUCUGUAGCUUAAGGGAAAUUUCAGCAUUCGUAUUCUGGUUAGUUUGAAAGUGAACAUUAAUUUGGGUGUAACUAUAGUCUCACUAAACUACAUGAUCCUAAUGAAUAAACUUAAUUAAAAAUAUAUAUAUAUUAGUCAAAAGCAAUGAAAUGAGUAGCUAAUAUUUACAUUGCUCUUUUUAUAUGGACCUAAAACCUUUCUUAUUUUGGAACAGAAGCUGAUAGCAGCUCUUUUCCGGAAGAUACGCUGAAUAGCUUUGCUGCAGGUCAGUUGUUGUGCUUCUCGAAGCGAUGCCACUUCCUGGAUAAAGCAAGCAGAAGAUGUUCUAGCUCCUGGUGGCAUCCUGCUAGGAAGGGGAGUGCAGCUAUGGCAGAGCUCUGCAAACGAAAGAAGAUGAGUAAGUGUGUGCGCAUGUGGAAACCUGUACUACAGCAUUUCCAUACAUGCCUGCUGGAGAUGAUGAAAACAUAACUGUUGGGGGGGGGUAGAGCAGCCUUGGGAGAGGUUCAUUUAUUGCUUCAGUUUGGAAGAAGAAUUGUCUAAAGCUGCUUCUUGCAUCAGAUUUGAAAUAGUUGACUAGAGUUGUCUUAAAGCCCACUGAGUUGUGCAUAGCACCUUCCAGCACUAGCUGAUGUCCCAGAAAAGUCACCACAGGCUCCUAUAUUCUCUCUAGGGUUGAGCUCCUCUGCCACACCUUAGGGUCAGUACCAGUUAUGCAUCAGUUUUCCGGAUUGCUUUCUUUGCACUUUGUUUCCUUUUUCCAGAAACAAAUCCUUAUCUGCUUGUGUUGCAGCAUCUCCUUUCCGUUUCAUUCCCCACUGGUUUUGGGCUGCUUCCGCUCCACGUUUCAUGCUACUUGGGAACUAUAUGGCUAGAUGCUUGGUUUUCCAAUCUGUCUGCUGCUCCAGUUGCCAUGGAUCAGCACCUUGCCUGCUUGGGCUCAGUCCUCCUCUGCUUUUCUCUAGGCUAAAUGGGAGCGGGGAGGCUUUGAGGAGGAAAAUUAGGUAAUUUAAUCUGCUACCAGACAGCGCUGCUGCUUCUCACCUUGUCUUUGGGUAGGUGACACUCCUGCACCUCUGGGCUUAUUGAUCUUCCUGUGGGUGCUCAUUUUGCCAAUGUGGACAAAGGACCAGCCAGUGGUCGCGCUGGGACCAAGUAGGCGCCAGUGUUUAGCAGAUGGAGUGAUUCUUAAUUUCCUGUAAGCUUUCCUGGACACUUUCACUCUUCUGCUUUCUGCUCAUCUAGUUUGCAUAUGGGGCUCCCACCCUUUUCCCUUGACCAUGUGACUCUUCUCCAUGGGAUCAGUAGCUGUUAUGUUCAGCCCUGCUCUGCAUAAUACUGCUUUUUGAAGCACUCCAUUUCCCACUCCAGUUCUGUCACCGCUGUAGUCUGAGUUGACCCUUGGGGCAAAAAAAGCCCCUACCUUUGGAAUUGCUUAUCUUGGUCCUUCCCUGGGGACCGCCCCCCAUCUUUAUUUACUGGAAAUGGCUAAAAAAUAUUUCUGAAGUGAGUUUUACGUCAUGUGCAUUGACUGAGGUGUCUGUCAAAGAUGGAAAGCUGCAUGUGAGGAAAAGUGCUAGGCUGCUUGUGGGAUUUGGGGAGGGGGUGUAGCUUUUUGGAUUGGUGCAGAAACAGCUGGGUACGUAGAAGGAGAAAAUUUAUAAAGCAGAAAUGGCAUUAAGUCAACUCUCAUUAACUUGGAAGGAUCUUGAAGCACUGGGGACCAAGCAGAAGAAAGCUCAGCACUUGUAACCAUGCUGAUUAAUGGGUAGCAAGUGCCAUUUUGAAUAAGAAUUCUGUGCUUUGAGAGUUGAAAACAGAAUUAGAGUUUUGUGUGUUGGGGGAAGGAGGUUGUCCGCUGCUGUUGUUCAAGCCACUGAGGCUUGCAGUUCAGUGUUUCUCAGCUGUUAGGUUGCAACUCAAGGGAAAGGAGGGUGUGUGGGUGUGUGUAGGGCAGUGGUUUGGUUUUAAGAAUUUAGCACCAGUGUAUCAGGUCCCCAGACUGGUUAGGAGUGUGGCUGCUCACCCUGCCCCGUGACUAGAGCUGCAUCGCACUCACCUGCUGUGGAAGUAUGAUGCUGGGGAUAGCUGGGUCCUGACUGUGGGGAAACAGUGAGGGAAGAUGGCAGCGGUGGUUCCUAGAGUGUGGCAAACUGGGCAUGUUAGCUCUUGGCCCUGAAGGAUUUUAAGAUGUUGAAGAUACCAAACUUGAGAUGAUAAACUCCGGUUUCUGGGUGACGUCUGUUUUUCAUGCUAGUGCAGACAGGCUCAUGUUCGCAACAAAAGACAUUAACAUAAACCAGUGUAAUCAAACGGUCUUGUGUGUAAUUGGUUUUGUGUAGACUAUCCCUUUUUUUCCUGACUUGCCCUUGUGCCAGUGUGAGUCCUCCAUGCCCCCCCAUACUUCUGACUUCUUUUCCCCCUUCAGGUCAGCAGGCACAAUGUGGGAAGGGUCAUAUUUGUUGGGAAAAUGGGCAAUCCUAGUGUCAGUUGCAGUAUUCUUGAAAGACUUGCUUAACGCAAGUAAAGGCACUGAACUGCAGCACUUAGCAUGUGUCAGGUACUGAUGUAUGGCACAUAUCAGGCAUUGAUGUAUCUGACGAUGUAAUAGAGUAGCACUAAGAUGACCAGUGACAUUCCUUGAUGUGACACUUUUCAUUUAAAUCUUCAGGUGGAGCAGUGGGUAACGCCUUCCCUAUUCUUGCAUCUUCCUAGAUUGUAAGCUGUGAAGGGCAGGACUCUGUAAAGUGUCUAUGUACACUAUGGUGCUAUCUUAAAUAAAUGACAUCCUCAGUUUAAAAAAA